Molecule: messenger RNA, 1326 nt
Organism: Colletotrichum fioriniae
Lineage: Eukaryota; Fungi; Ascomycota; Sordariomycetes; Glomerellales; Glomerellaceae
Biological process (GO): mitochondrion organization
Cellular component (GO): SAM complex; cytoplasm
Source: RefSeq, a predicted model, not a curated record
AUGGACGACGUCCUCGAGCUCCACGUCUGGGGCGCUGCAUUUGGCCUCCCCUCCAUCGACGCCGAGUGUCUGGCCGCCAUCGCCUACCUGCACACCGCCCUCCCAAGCUCACAAUGGCGUCUGGUCCCGAGCAAUGACCCUGCCGUCCACUCAUCAAACCGUCUACCGGCCCUUAAGGCCAACGGCGUCUGGGUAACGGGCUACGCCUCCAUCGCGGCCCACCUCGCCUCCCUCGCACCACACUCCCCCUCCUGGGACCUGGACCUCGACUCGCGCCUCACCCCGUCCCAGCGCGCAGACGCCUACGCCUACGGCGCCUACGUCGAGUCCGCCCUCGCGCCCUUGCUCGACGCCGCCCUCUACGGCACCCACGAGAACUGGGUCGCCGUCACCCGCCCCGCCCUGAGCCACCUUCUCGGGUUCCCCCUGAGCUGGACCGUCCCCGUCAUGAUCCGGAAUCAAGCCACGGCCCGGUGCGCCCACCUCGGCCUCGACUCGCUCGGCGCCGAGGAAGACGACGAAGAUGGAGACGACGCCGCCGUGCCCAGAAACCGCGCCCUCGACCGCGCGAUGAAGCACCUCCCCGUCUCCAACAAGAAGACGGUGCUCGAGGAGAUGAAGGCCGGCACGGCGCGGGGCAUCAGGCUCCACGCCAUCACCGUCGACGCCCUCUCCCCCCUCGAAGCCCUCCGCGCACGGGGCGAGGAUUCACUGGGCGAGAAGAAGCGCUUCUUUGGCGGCGAGGUCCCCACGUCCCUCGACUGUCUCCUCGUCGGCUACCUCGCCCUCAUCCAGCAGGUGGUCGACCUCCCGCAGUCCUGGCUCCCGACCAUCCUCACCAAGAAAUUCCCCCACCUCGCCGCCAUGGCCACGGACCUUCGCGACGAGUGCCUCACGAACCCGGGCAACCCCCUCCCCUGGACAGCCGCACCUUCAUCAUCGCUCCGUACCGCGGCACGCUUCCUCGACAACAUCGUGCAGGCGACGCCAAACCUCGGCGAGGCAUACCUCCACGAGUGGCGGCGGCGGGCCGAGACCAAGGCCAAGGGAGCCUCGGCGGACCGGAGGACGCUCGCGCUCGCGGGCGGGGUGUUGGUCGCCGGAUCAGCGAUCGCGUACGGCGUGUGGACGUAUAAGAGUUUGCCGCCGUGGGGCUUGCGGACGCAGACGUGGGUGGCGGAGAAGAAGGGGCUGGGUAGGUUUGGCGAUUUGGGCGAGAUGCUCAACUUUUCGCUGGGACUCGCGGAUCCGGUGCCGCAGGCGAGUCCGGCUGCCGGAUGGGGUUCAGAGCAUAGAUAUGUCGAGUCUGAAUUGGCUGUCGACUAA